UUCUUCCAAAUUUAAAGAAAAUUUAAAUAUAAAAAAAAACAGUAAACCAUACACGAAAUAAAUUUUUUUGUAGGAUACGACCUUUGAAACUCGACUGUCUCAAAAUUCCAAAAAUAUUUAGAAGACAUUUCUUUUUUUUUCUUUUUUUUUGGUUGUCGCCUUUUUUUCGAUAAUCAGUACAACUCGGAAAUCCCACUCGGAGGGCUUUCGUGAAUCCAGGGUACCGUUUUUUUACCGCUUUUGUUUUCAAAUUUUUUUAUUUUUUUUUCCCCCCGACCGAUAACUCCGAAGGGAGGCGUCGACGUGAAAAUGUCAUACGGGCUCGGUUCGAACGAGGCGUUGGAAGCAUGUUUACCGUGAGUGUGAUUAGAGGUAUCGGCAGUCCUAGCUACGCCAGGGUCGUUCCUUCGCCUCUCCCGCCUCUUCUCGUCCUUUAUCUCCGAAGUCGAGCCGUUCCGCGACGAUCUUGGGAUUUCGAAUCGCACCAAACUUUUCACCCCGCCGUGGAAACGUUUUUAUAGAGCUUUGUCAAGCACGUUGAAAGUCGCACGUUUUCAUGCCGACAUGAGGUAAUUGUUAACUUGAGUUUGAGAAGAAGUGGUUAGGAUGGCAUCUCCCUACAUUGUUCCGAAGAUCACUAUCUCAAAUCCCAAAGACUGUAAGUCUUGUUCCAAUUCAACGACAAACUUGCCCAGUUCACCUUUAAAACACAGGAUCGGGACGUGUGGAUUCUCUUGCACAGAGUGGUGUUCAGUGUGUGAAGACCAGUUGAAAUCUGGUUUCAAAGACCAAGCCGGUAAUGUCGGAUAUUCUGACAGGCCCUACUCAGACGUCCUUAGGCUACAAAAUUCAAACAGGAAUGACAAGAAAACUCGACUUGUCAACAGCUUGGAAAAAAUGGAGUUCGAUUACGAAGGGAGUGCUGAUUCUGAGAAAGGCACUGCUGGCAGGAAGACAUGCAAGCAAGAGAUGGAGAAGAUUGGAAAUGGAGACGUUUAUUGGUCCUACCCAAGGUGUGGAAAUAAUAUUUCAACAAAACAAUGGACUCCGAACCGAGUACAUGAAAAGUAUCUAAAAGAAGUUGAGGCCCUUCGUGGCAAAUUGAGAGAGCUUAGGGGCGCUUCGUCCAGAAAACUACCAGCCACACCGUCCGAGCCAGAACUGUCUUUAUUAAAAAAACAGUCUUCUCCUCCCCGCCAUACCUUUCGCAAUCCUUACAUCACACAAAAUGACUUAAAACAGGCAGAAAAAGUGUCUCAGUUACCUGACACAAAGAGGAAUAGACAUUCAAGCGAACGUGAAAGUACCAUUCACACUAAUUUUUCAGCAGCGUCUAAACGGCCAAGAGAUAAAUCACCUCCUAUGAGUAAACUGAGUGGUGAUGCCAACUUCAAAGCAACUAGGCAUGUGUCUAUCAAGGAAAAGCAUGCGUCUUACAAGUCUGAAUUAAAUCCUAUGCCCAAACAAGCUCCACCAGUACCUGAGGAUGAACAACCAACUAAGAGUGAAAGUCCACCGCAAGUUAGUGAAGAGUCGAUACCAGUUAAAGUCAGAGCAUUUCCAAAAGCAGUGGAUGCUUCGACUUCAUGCACAGAAGUAAAACCAAAAUCUAGCCAACAGAGCCCUGCAAAACUUGUUCAAACACCUAAACCUUCAGUUAUAAAGAAGGGCCGUUCAUUAUCAUACACAAUUGGUGCAACGUAUGCAAUCCCUGCAGUCGAAGACUUUGCAUCACCUUACAGUUUAGUCACACCAUCCUAUGCAGUUGGUGAUACACUAGAACAAAUCUCCCUUGAAGAAAAAAGUUUAAAGAAUGUUAUAACUGCGUCUCCUAGUUUACAAUCAGAAUCACAGCCCUUUAUAAGGCCUAGUCUCUUUCCUCAUGUGCCGCCAUAUUUAAGAUUUAUAUCUCAUGAUGCUAAAGCACCUACAAUACCUAAGUUAAUACAAAGAAGUUUAAAAUGGAAGCUUAGCACUAUAACGCCUCUUGUUGUAAGGCAUACUGUUCAAAAUUCUGGAUUCAAAUUAGUCCGUAGUACAGGAACAAACGACUGGUUGGGGAUAUGGGGCAGACAUAUGAAGUCCAUUUGUUUCAAAACUUUAAAAGACUACCAGAAAAUAAACCACAUUCCGGGCACUUUUCAGAUAGGAAGGAAAGAUAGGCUGUGGAAGAAUCUUUUUAGACUUAUGUCAAAAUUUGGUAAAAAAGAAUUUGGAUUCAUUCCUCGGACAUUUAUUCUUCCACAAGAUAUGAAAUUACUCCGUCAAGCUUGGGAUCGCACAGGAUCCAAGGCGAAAUGGAUUGUAAAACCUCCUGCUUCGGCCCGAGGGACCGGGAUCAAAGUUGUACACAAGUGGGGUCAGAUACCAAAGAAGGUUCCUGUGAUAGUGCAAAAAUACAUCUCAAACCCUUAUCUAAUCAAUGGAAAUAAGUUCGAUUUAAGGUUGUACGUAUUGGUGCCAACAUUUAAUCCAUUAAGAAUCUACCUUUAUGAGAAUGGGUUGGUGAGAUUCGCUUCAGUCAAAUAUUCUGACGAGCCUUCAACACUCAAUAAUAGGUAUAUGCAUCUAACAAACUACAGCAUUAAUAAACUUAGCAAUAACUAUGCACAAAAUGAGGAUGCUGAAGCUUGUACUGGCCAUAAAUGGACAAUAAAGUCCCUCUGGACCUACCUAGAAGGAUCGGUGAAUAUGGAUGCACUGUGGACUAGUUUAGAAGAGCUGGUAAUUAAAACAAUGAUCAGUGGAGAGUCUUCAAUCAGUCAAUUGUCCAAUUCCAACUUGACGUCUCGGUACUGUUCUUACGAACUCUUUGGUGUGGAUGUUUUGUUAGAUGAAAAUCUAAGACCUUGGUUACUAGAGGUGAAUAUAUCACCAUCAUUGCAUUCAUCGUCACCACUUGAUUUAGCUGUGAAAGGACCAAUGGUUAAAGAUUUGUUAAAUAUAGCUGGAUUCCAGAUACCAAAUAAAUUGACACAAGCUCAGCAGGAUGAAUUAAGUAAAAGAUUUGGAAUAGAAGGAAAAUUGUGUUAUGACCAUAGAUUGUUUGUGAAUGGAUUAUCACCUGCUGAAAAGAGCAAACAAUUGUUUUUCGAUAAAGUAGAAGAUAGAGAAUAUUAUAAAGAUUCUAUUUUAACAGACUUAACGCCCGAUGAUAUUAGACAUCUUGUGAUCUACGAAGAUGAAUUGACUCAAAUUGGGCAAUUCCAGAAAGUUUUCCCGACUGAGAGGACGCACACAUUUCUCCAAUACUUUGAAGGGAAUCGCUAUUAUAAUUAUCUAUUUGAUGCAUGGGAGUCUAGAUAUCAUAACAAUAGGACUGAAGGAAUAAAACUGUUAGAGCUUAAGUGCCGUGAACAAAUCCAUUUAGAUGUGACUUGUGUUGAGCCUCGAAAUUCAACACCUUAUUCGAGCGACAAUCCGAACGCGAAUGAAAAUCCAUUAGACGAAUCUCAAUCUGUUGCCCAUCACAGUGGAAGCCCAUCUGAGGAAACAACUGUUAGAUUAGGAUAUAAGUAUGGGAGGUCGAGAGUGCGGCGGAUGCUGUCAUCUAAGUGCGGUUAUGCGAGAUUUCACAAGAAGAAAGUUUGGGCCGCUGUGAAAUAAACUCAACUGUGUUGUUUGUGUAAGUUGUUUCAAAGAAGAAUAUUGCUCACUAGUGUUAUGUACAUAAGUAUAAAGUGCCUAGAAUUUUUAUUUAAUAUUUUAAGAUAGGUAGUUUAUAUUUAAACAAAAAAAUCAACGAGAAAAGUGUCCAUGUCUCUAUUUAUUCCAAAGUAGGAAUUAUUUGAUUUUGUUAAAAUUAGAUGUACAUUUUUUCUUAAUUGCCAAUGGCUAAUGUGCCUUGAAUAAAUGAAACAUAUUAGAGAAUUUUAAAAAAAAAUGAAAAUUCUUUAUAAACGUCUUUGGCAUUUUAAUUUAUAAUAUACACAAUUUUAUAUUUAUAUGUAAAUAUAUAUGAUAUAGGUGCUUUUAGAAUUAAGUCCCGGCAGUGAUCGUAUAAAUGGCGUUGAAAAGCAUUGGAAAGUUAAACUUACUGCCAUGUACUUGUAAUUCCCUUAGCAUUGUGAUUCAGAGCAAUUCUUGUUAUAAAACCGUCUGUGCUCAUUAAUUAAUAAAAAAAUAAGUGAUACUGAACAUUUGUAAUGCCAAAUCAUUUGUUCCAGUAAUUAGACUUAGAAAUAAAUAAAGAAAAAUAGAUAUAAUAAUUUUUUUAUCAUAGGGUGAUAUGUAGAUUAAUAAUUUUUUAUAAUGUAAUAGGAAAUCCUACUUAAAACUUUUUCAAUUUACCAAUCAAAAAUAUGUUUGGAUGGCAAUAAUUGAAAUUUUAUUAUUGCUGCCCUCUUUAAAGUUAUAAGUAUUUAAAUAUUAAAAUUAAGCCAUCAAGCAUUUUUUUCACGAGUUAAAUCACUGCUAUUGUAAUCAACUUUUGAGCAGUGUUCUAAAAUAAAUUUUAAAAAAUUGUGAAUUCAAAAUAUGAGCCAGGAUGUCCUAAAACGGUGUUACUAUCCCGUAAACAACUUACAUAAUGUCAAUUUUUUGUACCAUAUUAGUUCAGAGGUGAAAUGCAUCUAUAUAAAUUGUACUUUAUUUGUAUGUACCAACAGAUUAAAAUUUUAUAAUUUACAAAAGCUUCAUCUCUUAUUUUCUUAUUUGUUUUGUGUGCAGAAACAUAGAAAUGAAUGAAUGGCCUUUUUUUUAAUUAUCCUUUCUCUAGUGUUUCUGUACUUUGAUCAACAUUAAUGAAGCAAUGAUGGCAUGAUCUCAAAUGUGAUGUAAGAAAACAAUCCAUUUAUUUAACUCGCUAAAUAAAGUGCGCUUACAAGAGUUA
This is a messenger RNA of Cimex lectularius (bed bug), 4831 nucleotides long. RefSeq names its product tubulin polyglutamylase TTLL4-like. The record is from RefSeq and is a predicted model, not a curated record. NCBI's taxonomy places the organism in Eukaryota, Metazoa, Arthropoda, Insecta, Hemiptera, Cimicidae. Gene Ontology annotation, biological process: microtubule cytoskeleton organization; protein polyglutamylation. Bases 607 to 3606 code for a protein of 999 amino acids. The transcript has 19 exons. Gene Ontology annotation, molecular function: tubulin-glutamic acid ligase activity; tubulin binding. Gene Ontology annotation, cellular component: cilium.